Molecule: messenger RNA, 2068 nt
Organism: Cloeon dipterum
Lineage: Eukaryota; Metazoa; Arthropoda; Insecta; Ephemeroptera; Baetidae
Exons: 4
Coding region: 206-646 (146 amino acids)
Source: RefSeq, a predicted model, not a curated record
UCCGUCGAUACGCGGUUAGUUGCGAUAUUUUUUUCCCUCUCGACCGCGCAGUUUGUCACUCGUGCCCGUGGGACGCGCUUUGCCCUUUGCGGAGCGUCAGAAAUUUCACAUUCAGCAAUGUGUCGGUUGAGCGUCAGCAUCCCACCACACCGUUUGUUUUUGUUGAUGAACAAAACCUGCUCUGUUCCAUUCUAUUUAUAAGCAAAUGAGGCAUACCUCCAAAGAUAUGCUCCGCAUGCCGAAGGCAGUCAUGAUAAUCGGCCGGAUACACGACGAUCUCUCUCUGGUCGCAGCCCGGGAGAAGCUGUGCGCUCACGCAAGGAGCGUGGGUUCGCCGUGCCACGGCACGCUGCUGCCCGCCGUGUACCGAGCGGCGCUCACCCACUCGGCCAACAUCUCGCACCGGCCGCCCGUCGACUUCUCGCACGACGCCAUCCUCUACGUGACGGUGAUCGUGGUAUUCUACGCGGCGAUUAUCGCUCUGCUGGUGGGCACGAACCUGAGACGUCGACGAAACAGACCAACGAUCACGGCACCCCCGCAGCAGCAGCAAAUUUUGUUUGACGACAGCAAUGGUUCGACCAAGGUGGAGAAUCUGAACAAGGACUUGAUCGCCGAGAUGCCACCAGACAUCGCGAACGUGUGAUCCGGCGACCAAUUGCUGUCUAUAUCAUAUGCUCGCGACGAGAAGAGAGAUGUAUUUUUAAAACUUGCUUUACAGAACACGCUAAUCAAGCGAAAAACGGCCGAUUCAUUUAUCCCACACAUCAUUCCACUGGAGAUUUAUAUUUUUACUCGUACUUUGUUCCGCUAAACUCAAUUUCGACCAACCAGAAACAAAUUUCAAAAGCGUUCCAUAUCAGCAUUGAGAAUAUCACCAAGGGUGCGUUUUUGACGGCCCUGACCCGAACCAAAAAUGUAAAAAUCUAACCACGUACUUUGUGUCGGCUUUAUUUUGACUCUUUUCUAAGAGAGGACCGGAACAAAGUAACUGGUGAUGAACAAUAAAGAGAGAAGCAGGAGAAACUACUAAUGUAACGUGUAGAGAAGGUCACUUGUGUAUCAGCAACCACUUCAGCGCAACCCUUAUUUCGCCGCAAUGGACGCGGCAAAUGCCAUUUUAACCUAACGCAGUCUUGGCAAUUUUCACCGCUGGCAUGAUAUGGGCGUUUAACUGGCUGCUCGCACGUAAUUUCAUUUGACAGAGAGCACUUCCCCUAUCAUCACACACACACUCACAAAGACCCUGUAAUGAAUGAAAAGCUUUACUUCUCUUUCUCACUCAUUCAGCUGGCAUCCCCAGAGAGAGCCAUCAGUAAUUCCUUCCCCCCUUCGAAGUCGUGCAAAUUUGCUCUCGCAGGGCUCAUCAAAACCUGCUUUGUGCGUCGAGAGCCGAAAUAGGACUUCUUGGGCUCGUGAUUUUCAACUCUUGACGAUAUUCGAUCUUUUUUGGAGCAAAAUACAAAUUUUACCAAUUAAAAACUGGGACAAAACAUCCUCAUCAAAAUUAAAAGGAAAGCAGCAAUUUUUAUUAUCCUUAACAAAAAAUGUAAAUAUACCCAUCAGCAAAUCUGUAUUUUUAGUUACUCUUGUUUCCAGUCCAUAGUUAAAAUGAUUAUACUGUAUCAAAACCAUUUGUUAAAUUAAGGUUAAUUUAUUAAAAAGUUUCCAUAGAUGAUUCUUCUUUUUAUGAUAACAUUCUAGUGUCACAGAAAAUGUAGUAUGCAAAUGACAUGAGUUCCUAGAGAUCUCGAUCUAGAAUUGAUUUCAAUUGCCCGAUCCUCUGCGCUGAAGUGGUUGUGCAAAUAUUUGAAUUCGUUGUUGAAUAAGAAAUAAGAGCCCACAAUUCCAUGUCCGCGGUCUAUCUUUCUCAUCUUUGUUCAGUGUAUUUGCCAACGAGACUCAAAAACUAUUAAAUGAUGUUGAAUAAAAGAGAGCUAAAGAAAUAUUGGAUGAAAAGAAUGGCAGAAAUAUGUAUUCUGUAUAGCUCGGUCGGCUCAAUGUGAAUAUAAAUAAUAAUAAAGGCAGUGCGCCGCGGUUAGGCGCCGAGAAGCAUUUUCCUGGUGUA